This is a messenger RNA of Xyrauchen texanus (razorback sucker), 6552 nucleotides long. Its product is annotated as 5'-AMP-activated protein kinase subunit beta-1-like. Gene Ontology annotation, molecular function: protein kinase binding. Lineage: Eukaryota; Metazoa; Chordata; Actinopteri; Cypriniformes; Catostomidae. The transcript has 8 exons. The coding region runs from base 142 to 933 and encodes 263 amino acids. The record is from RefSeq and is a predicted model, not a curated record. Gene Ontology annotation, cellular component: nucleus; cytoplasm; nucleotide-activated protein kinase complex. Gene Ontology annotation, biological process: signal transduction.
UCUGAAGCAUGUUUAUUUCCCUCGUCCUCAGCAGCAGGCGGAAGAGGUGUGCUUAACCUUUUUUACCAGACAAUGUGAACAUGGCGUUAUGAAAGGAAAUAACUACGAGCAACGGGCAAAUAAAGUAUUCUGAGGAGCAGUAUGGGGAACACGAGCAGUGAGAGGAGCGGAGCGGCUCAAGCGGAGAAGGCGCAGAGACGAGAGUGUCGCGGCGCCAAAGAUGGAGCUCGACCCAAAAUACUGAUGGACAGCCCGGAUGACGGGGACAUUUUUCAAUCCGAUGAUGCAAAGGAGUUUCUAGCCUGGCAACAUGAUCAGGAAUCAGAUUCAAAAGCUCCACCAGAGGAAAGGCCCACGGUGUUCCGCUAUAAUGGUCCAGGAAAAGAGAUCUACUUGUCUGGCUCGUUUAAUAACUGGGCCAGCAAAAUCCCUUUGAAUAAGAGUCAUAAUAAUUUUGUGGCAAUAAUUGACCUGCCGGAGGGAGAGCACCAGUAUAAGUACUAUGUAGACGGACACUGGGCAUUAGAUCCCAAAGAGCCCUUUGUGACCAAUAAGUCAGGUGUUGUGAAUAAUGUAAUUAACGUGAGGAAAACAGACUUUGAGGUAUUCGACGCACUGAAGACAGACUCUGAGAAAUGUGCCGACAUGUCAGACUUGUCCAGCUCCCCUCCUGGACCUUACCACCAGGAUCCCUACUCAACCAAAUCAGAGGACAGAUUGCGCUCUCCCCCCAUCCUUCCACCACACCUGCUGCAGGUGCUCCUCAACAAAGAUACUGGAAUCUCUUGUGAUCCCACUCUGCUGCCUGAACCAAACCAUGUGAUGCUCAACCACCUAUAUGCCCUGUCCAUCAAGGAUGGUGUGAUGGUUCUCAGUGCAACACAUCGCUACAAAAAGAAGUAUGUGACCACACUGCUGUACAAGCUUAUAUGACCAAAUUCAACCUGUUUGAACUCCAGAACAAUUCUCUCUGCUUUCUGUCUGAUACAGUCUUGUACAUAAAAUGUUAACCAUCAAGGAAAGGGACCAUAUCUGUCAAAGCUCAUGUGUCUGUGUAAGCUUGUGUGUUUCUAAAUGUCAGGCAGGUUGCUGGUGUAAACCAGAAUCAUCUUCCAAGUUUGUCUAUCAAAUUUAAUGCAUUUGCCAAAUGUAAAAAAGGUAUACAGUAUAUUAUUGCUGAAUUGUUUUAGGCUUUUCAGUAUGUACUAAGCUGCGUUUUUGGUCAUAAAUGUGCCUUGGUUGAAUUUUUCUUGACCUGCAGAUUUACAUGAUUUUUGAAAUUAGUAAUUUUUUAAUAUCAUCACUCCCACAAAGUUUCAAUGAGCUGGUAUAAUAAAGCAGUGGCCACUGUUAGAUUGUGGGUGUGAUGUGAUAUCAGCAGGUGACAGAGUUCUGAGUCCUGCUAAGCUCAGUGUUUCCCAUUUAUUACCUUGACUGUGGCGCCCGCUGGGAUGUCUUCAACCACAAGUUAUUUUAAGCAAAUCCAAAUCACAGGGCAGAGAAACCACAUGGUGCAUUAGAGAAGAACUUCACAUGAGACGAUUCUUGCCAUAUGUAAUUGCUAAAAGACUAAACCAUGCUCUCAGUUGAUGGCACGUAACGUCAAGGUUUUGUUGCCAGUUUGUAAAUGUGAUUGUUUGCUGCAAAGCGUGGAACUGCAACUCGGUCACACUUACUGUACAUACAGCAGCCUGAAAAGAAGUCAAUCAAAGUUAGUAUGAGCUAUUAUGAGAAGAUAUCAGACCAUUUGUUAUGAAAGCACAUGAAAGGUGCUUUAUUACCGAGCAGGUAACCUUUCCUCUGGAGCAUGUGAAGUCAUAGACCUUUAGAUGUGGCAGUGUUUCCAUGGCCGAAUUUUUCUACUGUCUCUAUAGCAAUUAUCACUUGGAAGUUGACUUGGAAGCACCUACACAUACUAUUAAUAUCAUGUAAGGUUAGUUACCAGUGGCCAGUUACUUUGACUAUUUUUGCUCCGCUAAGGGAGUUCUCUACAAUCACUCAGACAAUCACUCACAGAAUUACAAGUAGAUGCAAAUCUUCACUUUUAUGCUGAUGAUUUUGUAGUUUAUGUAGUUUUGAUGUAGUUUAUUGUUGUGCUUCUAACAGGGUCCCCAGGUGUCCUGGAAAACCUGGAAUUUUGCAAUGUAAACAGUACAAAUGGCCUUUGAAAAUUGCCUUAGAGAAUUUACAAGUAGCUUUUGGAAACUUUCCUUGAAAUUACAAACACUAAUGCCUAUAAAUGUAUUUAGGAGUCAAGUAAAAUACUUUUUAAUCAGCAACUUUGGGGCAUCAGUGCUUUAAUAUAGUAUAUUAAUCUUAAUUUUGCUUUGUUUUAUUUACCAUAUUUUGUGUACAUCUUUCUACUUUUAUAUUCAUUCUUACAAUGGUUUAUGCUGCCAUUUUUGUCUGAUCUUUCACAUAAAAUAGAUUUGUGAUCUCAAGAGUUUAACCUGUUAAAAUAAGAGUCUAAAUACAUUUUUUAAAUAAAAACAAACAGUGAAGCAUCCCAGUGGUGUUACACUAAAUAUCAGGGCUCUCUGAGCACUGCUUGACCAAUCAGAAUACAGACAUAAACCUAACUGUUUAUAGUUAUUGUUAUAUACUGUAUGUUGUCAGUCUUGACAUCCAACCAGACAGAGAACAAUGGUCUGAGCAAAUUUUAUUCCUUACCUAUCUACAGCAUAUUUAUGGGUUCUACUUUCUCUAAUUCUACACCAGCAGCCAUACUCAUUGUAAAUGAAGGGGUUCAUCCCAGGCUUGACUCAUGUGAUCAUCUUCCCAAACUGCCACAGCCAGGGCACAUGGCAACACUCCACCAUGGGUGGCACAGACUGGCGCAAGCACAGCAAAGAAUGUUGCAGAAACAUGGAUGCAUUUCCCAAAUAGAGCAAAAAUGAACACUGUCAAUUGGGAUUCAACAUUCAAAAGUGUUCAUAAUUAAUUUCCUUCAUUUGUGCUUGGGAAGCCAAGGGAACAACAAGGAAAUGGGGUUAAUUAGCUAUUGCUACAAAAUACGUAUUUACAUUGUAAUCUACAUUCUUGUAGAUGAUUGAAAAACAAAACAGGAUUAUUAUUUCUGCUCACUGUGCAUGAUGCUCAUUCAGUGAUUAUUUCAGUUUGAAUCAAGUAGAAUCACACCCACCUUGUUAGGCCAAGAAUCUGUGCUUUUUUUCAAUUGGAUUUCUAAUGUGACCCUCAGAUAAAAAAAUCAAAACCCAAACACACAUUUAGAUUCAAUACGAAUGCACUGAAGAUCAAUUUAACAAAUGUAGCUCACAUGUUAGUAGUAACACAAGUCCGGAGAGUUGCAUUAGGGUCAGAUGCUUCAGUGUAGCCGCAGCUUUUUAUACAAAAACAGGAGCAAAUGGGCAGAGAAAGGAAAAUGCUAUGUUACUGAAAGGAGGACAUGGCAAAAUCUGCUGCUAAAAUUGGUGGCUGCAAUCAUGAAUAUCACUUACUUUGAGAUUUGAAGUUAAUAAUCAAUGUCGAUGGCAGAUUGGUUUAAUGGAGUAUGCAACAGAUCAGUUGCCACACAUCAUUAAACAAAUACUCUUAAAAAAUAAAAGAAAGAUGGAAUGCUCUAAUAGUAUGCAACAUCAGAUUGCUUUAUUUCCCUUUUAUAGCAUUUUGUUUUCAUACACUAAAGUGAAUGGUUAAAAUUCAAAAUCACACAUUGUAAACUAAACCCUAACACUAAUUUUUUAAAUACAAUAAUACACUAACACACAAUACACUAUGUUUACCAAAACACAGCAAACAUCAAAAUCAAAUAAUUAUUCCAAAACACUAAGUAUGUUUACUUCCAACAGGAACAUUUAAUCAGUCAUAGCACAAUGUCAUAAAAACACUAACAUCAGAUGGAAUUACAGAAACUGCAUUACUUUAUAUGUGUCAGGUCUGCCCUUAUACUAUAGACAGUAUAUUGUAUUGAUCAUGGAUUGUGUUUUGCAUUGCAGUUUUUUUUUUUGAAGCCUCUCUGCAUUUUUGUUUUGUUGGGUUUAGUAAAUGUGUGCAUUUUGUAUCUUUUGCUGCAGAAAUUCAGUACAAAAUAUGAAUGACCCAUCUCAGAGUCGCUUUAUAGAAUGCACGGUUUAUGAAAAAAAUAAGACAGAAUUGCUGCAGUAAAGGCUUUAUUUGCAACAGGACAUUACUGUAAGAUAACAAAAAUAUGCAAUAUCGCUGCCAUUUAUUAUUUUAAAAUACAAAAUAUACAAACAGAAAAAGCCACAGAAGAAUAAAAAAAAAGGCAAAAAUGCAACAAUGCUUCUGCAUUUGGCCACAUGUUCUCAUCCACAUCACACCUGAUAUCUUCUCUUGCAAGGCAUCUGGGAAAAAUCUUUUGGCAUGUCUUAUCCACCCCUGGCAGUGUUCAGCUGUGAUGUCUUGGCAUGCAGCAUCCAUUGCAUCCAGGAGGGGACAUUUGGUCCUGUGGACGAGGGUCAAUAACCUUCCAUCUCCAGACUGUGAAAAACAGCCUGUUUCAAUGGGGUUGAGGAUAUGGGGAGGAAGGGACAAGGAGUAGGUACAUCAUCCUCGCAUGGGCUUCAAACCAGUCUGUGACUGCAAGGCAAUGGUGGAAUGCCACAUUGUCCCAUGUAAUUUUGGCAAGUGGUCUCCCACCUGUCCCAUUUCUUCCUCUGGCACCAGUUUUAUUGAAGAUCUUCUAAAAACAGGAGAAGGCGGUCGGUGUUGUAGGGGCCAAACUGAUAUUUAUGCAAGAGUGCACUGUUGUUUGAGAUUGUGGUGCACAUGUUGAUGUUGGCUCCUCCCUGGUCCUGCACGGUAACUGUGGCCCUUUUGCCAAUUAUGUUUCUUCCACACUGACGCCUUUUCGUCAAAUUGAAGCCAGCCUCGUCAAUGUAGAUAAUUUCAUGUAGGACUUGAUUGGCCUCCAAAUCCAUGACUCUCUGAAAGUAAUCAGACACUGUGUGUGUAAAUGCUUUGCUUUAUACCUACUAUAUGUCCUACUGUACUCCAGGUUUAUAGAGUAGUUUACUGCAAAACACACUAUGUAUAGUACAGUAAUGACUGUAUUGCAUAACCUUACCUGGACGUAUUGGUUACGGAGUUCUUUGAUGCAUUCACCAUUCCUUUCAAAAGGAACUUUGAAUAGUUGUUUCAUUCGGACUCUGUGUUUAGCUAGAGUACGAGAAAUGGAUAUUAUGCCGAUUGCUGCAAUGUUCCCAAAGAGAAAGUUGUCCUAUACAACUCUGGACUGAUUGUCCUUCAGUUUUAUUUAAUUGACAGCAAUCACCAUGUUGACAAUAGCAAGUUCCUGUUCUUCUUUUAGGAUCUUUACUCUGCCCCCUGAGAGAGGUAGACGUUGAAUCCUUAGAGAGACAAAAUACAGUUACAUAUUAGAGACUGGAGGCAUACAGGCACUGUAAUACAUUGUAAAAUGAUUUACACUUUGCAGUAGGAGAAGCCCUUAUACAACGUCCUACCUGUUGGUUUCUCGAAAAAUCCGGACAAUGGAUGCCACUGUGUCCCGGCUGAGAUUUGGCUGUACUUGUUCACCAGCCUUUCUGUAUGAUAGCCUGUGGUUUAUGACAUGGUCUAUGAUAGUAGCUCUUAUUUCAUCAGUUACCCUAGCUCUGGCCCUUCUUUGAGCGCCAUCACGCAUUCUAACUCCUUGCCCUUGUCCCACUCCUCUCCCAUGUCCUAGUACUUGUCUUCCUCUCCCUUGACCUGGUACUCAUCUUCCUCUCACUCCUGCAGGCAUUUUUCUUAUUUUCUUUGUGUUGCUCUAUAUUGUUCCUUUUCCACACAAGAUCAGCCCAAAGAGGUCCUCUUUUACUCUAUACCAUAUGGUCAUGCAAUUGAAAGAACCUCAACACCUGAGUGUGUUUCCUAGAUGGUAAUCAACUGUUUCUCAGUAGCAAUGGGAUAAAAUACAGGGGAUAUAUUUGUGUUUCAAUUCACAAUGUGAACAGCUGUUCACUUUGACUUUAGCCUAUAAGUUAGGUUUAGAACAUGAUGUUAUAUGUUCUGACAUACAGUGUGAAAGCAUUUGUAAAUUUGGCAUUCAAAAUCCAUUGUUUUGGUCUUGGCUGAGCUUGUGUAUAAAAGAAGUUCAAGCAUUUUAAAUGUGUGUUAACUGUAUUCUUUUUGUGUCAAAGCAACAAUAAAUGUGUUAAUUGAAUAGCCUACACAGACGGAUGUUGUGAUAACUGUUAAAAGUAUUGAAAACUUUGUCAAAGCGAUUGUAAACAACUGUAAUAUUCUUGUGAGGCUCAUACAUGGACCAAAGAGAUUAGCAAGGAUUUUCAACACAGGUAGCCAAUCAACACUGCACAUUGUGGAUGUCUGCUCAACACAUGCAGCUUUCAAACUGGGGUCAGGGUGUCACAGAGAAGUGCUAGGGUGUGAAGAAAAACAUGUGCAAAGAUUUCAGUGGGGUGCGAGUUAAUAAGUUGACAUUUACCAAAUUUGAAAUUGUUUCAUUGUGCAUUCUAAAGACUGAUUGGAUAUUUUUUCAUUUGGUUGGUUUAUUUUAUUCUAUUGACUGCCAAUUUUUACAGUAAGAAAUAAAUAAAACAAUCUGCAUGUAGU